GAACGAAUCUUUGCAAGUCUGGUAGUGAUACAUGGCUGACGUUUGCUCAUGGAAUUUAGAGGCCAGUACUCAGAUGCAGUCUUAUCCUCCUUAGAGUCUCAGAAUGAUGCCGAGGUUGAGGGUAUUACGGCCAAGGUGAAGAUGCUGAAAGACAUUACCGUAGCCAUUGGUGACGAGAUCCGUGAAUCCUCCGCCUUCGCAGAUAAAAUGAAUGACACAUUUGAUAAUACUCGAGUUCGACUACGCGGCACCAUGAACCGAAUGCUACGAAUGGCAGAGCGUAGUGGCGUUGGAUGGAAAGUCUGGCUUGGAUUCUUUGUCGCCGUUUUCAUGCUCUUCACAUACGUCUGGCUGUUUUAAGCGCUCGCGAGUUGUUCCACAUGUCCAUUAUUCCGCAUUGACGACCUUGCUCGGUAUCUAAAUGACGGCCUACGUAUUCCCCGUGAUCGAUAAUUCAUCGCUACUUACACAUUUAUAAUGCAACACUAUUAUACCUACCUACUGUUUCAGACACGUCCGCUCUCGAUCGACCUUACGACUCCCGCUCCUUGUUACCUAUUUUCCGGUGUUUGCUCCAGGAUGGCAAAAAUAUUUACCAUUAGCCGGCGCUGUCAGAGGGAAAUGCACCAAUAACACUUUGCACAAGCACACGAUCUCUUUUUAGUUAUGGGAAACCUUUUCUUUUCUCCUCUUGUAUCUGUCCAUUUCGAGGAAGCAUCUGACACGAGACCUCCUGGUGAGCUCGAAGGAGGACGGCGUUUUCGUUGCCAUUUCGCAUAUCACAUGUAUAUUUAUAUAGCCCUUUUUAAUACCCGUGGCCGCAGGGCUUUGACUCCGG
Messenger RNA from Coccidioides posadasii C735 delta SOWgp, 838 nucleotides. It is a transcript of the gene BET1, whose product is annotated as protein transport protein bet1. Gene Ontology annotation, biological process: endoplasmic reticulum to Golgi vesicle-mediated transport. NCBI's taxonomy places the organism in Eukaryota, Fungi, Ascomycota, Eurotiomycetes, Onygenales, Onygenaceae. The record is from RefSeq and is a predicted model, not a curated record.